Pistacia vera is the source of this 431-nucleotide messenger RNA. RefSeq lists its product as uncharacterized. NCBI's taxonomy places the organism in Eukaryota, Viridiplantae, Streptophyta, Magnoliopsida, Sapindales, Anacardiaceae. The transcript has 2 exons. The record is from RefSeq and is a predicted model, not a curated record. Bases 42 to 431 code for a protein of 129 amino acids.
UAAUUAAACCCAUUUCUAGCUGCUUCUACCACAUCGAAACAAUGGCUAAUUGGGUUCUCUCUUUUUGCUUAAUUGCUCUCAUUUUCUCUCUCUCCGAUGGUGCUCCUGCAGCUACUUCAGCUAGUACUAAAUAUCUUGACGGAUUACUUCCAAAUGGCGACUUUGAACAAGGGCCGAAGAAAUCAAACCUUAACAAAACGGUGAUCAUAGGCAAAUACUCGCUGCCCAAAUGGGAAAUAGAAGGCUUAGUGGAGUACAUCUCGGGGGGACCUCAGCCGGGUGGGUUUUACUUCGCGGUGCCUCGUGGUGUUCAUGCGGUAAGGCUAGGCAACGAAGCUUCAAUUUCUCAGAGUGUGAAUGUGAAGGCCGGAGUUAUUUAUACACUCACAUUUAGAAAGAGAACAAGAGAUGAAGAAAAGCUGAAAACGUGA